AUGAGCAAUCAAGCAUUGUUGGAGACUUUAAAUCAGACCACCGAGCUGCUGUCUGUGAAGCUCGCAGAGCUGGCAAAGCUGGCGUCGAUGGAGACGAAUGAGGAUACGGAAGACUGCCAGUUGUCAGUGGUAACUAAUGGCCUAAUGAUGGUGAACAAUCAAACACUACAACUGGUGAGAGGUGUACAGGACCUCAUAUUGCUAACGAGGAAUAUACGUGAGAAGUGGCUGCUGACACAGAUACCCGAGCAGCUUACUCCAAAGGAACAGGACUCUAUAAACCAUGAGGAACUCACGGAACUUCUGGAAUCAUGCGUGAGUGAAAUAAUAUCAGAUGUAUGA
This is a messenger RNA of Nakaseomyces glabratus, 342 nucleotides long. It is a transcript of the gene SRB6, whose product is annotated as Srb6p. Gene Ontology annotation, biological process: regulation of transcription by RNA polymerase II. Lineage: Eukaryota; Fungi; Ascomycota; Saccharomycetes; Saccharomycetales; Saccharomycetaceae. The record is from RefSeq and is a predicted model, not a curated record. Gene Ontology annotation, molecular function: transcription coregulator activity. Gene Ontology annotation, cellular component: mediator complex.